This is a messenger RNA of Pipistrellus kuhlii (Kuhl's pipistrelle), 4225 nucleotides long. It is a transcript of the gene PRKAB2, whose product is annotated as protein kinase AMP-activated non-catalytic subunit beta 2. The record is from RefSeq and is a predicted model, not a curated record. Lineage: Eukaryota; Metazoa; Chordata; Mammalia; Chiroptera; Vespertilionidae. Bases 439 to 1500 code for a protein of 353 amino acids. The transcript is spliced from 9 exons. Gene Ontology annotation, molecular function: protein kinase binding. Gene Ontology annotation, biological process: signal transduction. Gene Ontology annotation, cellular component: nucleotide-activated protein kinase complex; nucleus; cytoplasm.
ACUGAGGCCCGGGGGGGGGGGGGGGGGGGCGGGAAGAAAGCACCGUUCCUCCGGGUACAGAACACGGGAGAUCGGGUGGCAGCCCGAGUGUCAUUUGGGGACCGGACCCCCCGCACGCGGGGCCCGGACUCAGCGAGCCGUUCCCCGGGGCGAUCCUGCGGGCGGAGGCCCGGCCCGGCCCGGCCCCGGUGGACAGCGGACGGCGGCCCCGCCCGGCACUGGAGGCUGCGCGCGGGGCUGUCACCAUCGAGGAGGCGGCGCUAGAGAGGCCGGCGGGCCCGGGCACCGCGCGGCCGCAGGGAACGCGCGCGGGGCGGGCGGGCAGUGUCCAUUUUAGGAGGAAACCCGGAUUGCUACCCGGGCGCGGCUUCAAUUUUCAAUAACUUUAUUGGUGGCCUCAUCCUCAAGAACACCCCCCCGUCGCGCGGGCGGGAGGUGAUGGUCGGGGUGGCCCCGGCGCGAGCCGCAGCCAUGGGCAACACCGCCAGCGACCGGGCGGCCGGCGAGCGCCACGGCGCCAAGGCGGCGCGCGCGGAGGGCGCCGGCGGCCCGGGCCCCGGCAAGGAGCACAAGAUCAUGGUGGGCAGCACCGACGACCCCAGCGUCUUCAGCCUGCCCGACUCCAAGCUCCCUGGGGACAAGGAGUUUGUGUCAUGGCAGCAGGAUCUGGACGACUCCGUAAAGCCCACCCAGCAGGCCCGGCCCACUGUGAUCCGCUGGUCUGAAGGAGGCAAGGAGGUCUUCAUCUCCGGGUCCUUCAACAAUUGGAGCGCCAAGAUUCCACUGAUUAAGAGCCAUAAUGACUUUGUGGCCAUUCUGGACCUCCCUGAGGGAGAGCAUCAGUACAAGUUCUUUGUGGAUGGACAGUGGGUUCAUGAUCCAUCAGAGCCUGUGGUUACCAGUCAGCUUGGCACGAUUAACAAUUUGAUCCAUGUCAAAAAAUCCGAUUUUGAGGUGUUUGAUGCUUUAAAACUAGAUUCAAUGGAAAGCUCGGAGACAUCUUGUCGAGACCUUUCCAGCUCACCCCCAGGCCCUUAUAGUCAAGAAAUGUAUGUGUUUCGAUCUGAGGAGAGAUUCAAAUCCCCACCCAUCUUGCCUCCUCACCUUCUCCAAGUUAUUCUUAACAAGGACACUAAUAUUUCUUGUGAUCCAGCCUUGCUCCCUGAACCAAAUCACGUUAUGCUGAACCAUCUCUAUGCAUUGUCCAUAAAGAUAAAGAAACUAAGGCUCAGAGAAGGUCAUAUUGCCAGUAAAUGCACGUUAAACAUUCAACACUUAAGGAGUCCAAACUUGAUGCUUGAGAGACUCCUUGACUGCUCAGAUGAGCUCAGCCACACUGAGGACAUCCAUAGGUCAGUUUCGUUACCUCCUGCUUUCCCAUGCAAAGCUGGAGGCAGUUGUCUUUGGGCAUGUAGACCUCUUAGGUCCCCGUAUGCGGCAGUAGGCUAUGGUGGUGGUGUUUUGCUGGGAAUGCAAAUUGCUAAGUGCUUUGAUGGUUAAUUGCUGAGAAUAAAUACUGCUUUAGCCACUUAAGGCCACCUUCUGCAGCAAAAGGCUUUUGUGGAGAACUCUUAUACUCCCAACCACUUUUUGAAUAGAGUGCCAUUUUAAAAAUCCAGGCCAAAUCCUAUUUUAACCAACUCUUAGGAUCUAUGUCAUCUUCAGUUAAUUCUAGACUUUUGUUUUUUUUCUAAUAUCCAUUAAAUAAGUGGGCCACUUAGGAGGAUUCAAAAUCUUGGUUUUGAAUAAAGGAUUUUGUUGCACUCAUAUUUCUGAUCAACAGUAUUGAAAUGUAGUUGCCUAUAUGUUCAUGUAUUGAGAUUUUUAUUCCGCACAGGUAUGUCAGUAGAGAGGACAGGAAAAGAGACCCCUUCAAUUUCUUUCAGGCCAAAGUCUUUGUUGAAUUGGGUCUGGCUUCAGUGACAAUAGAUUUUGGUGUUGCUGACCUUUAUGUCUUUCUAAUCAGGAAAGAUGCAGAGAGCUCAGUUUCCCAAAUUCUGAGGUCAUCUCUCAGCUAGAUGUGAAAUGGGAGCCUAACAGCCGGUAAGGAAGGUGAGGAACUGGAUGACUCCUUCAGUAUUGUUCCUUUUUUAUACUGCUAAUAUGUCCCAUGGCCCUGAGUAGCCCUGUCACAUUUUGUCCCCAAGAAACUGUUUCAGAAGGUAGAUGGGAGGGAGGAGUGUAGAUAGGGGGGGAAGAAGGUAGCCCCACGUUUAACCACUCAUUCUUUUGCAUUGGUUAACGGAAUAGUUUACUUUCUUUAGAGGUUAGCAGAUUUGAGAAAUGAAUAAAAGCAAGAAAAAUAUUUUUAGCUCUUUUGGGAGGGACUAUAGCAAUUUCACAAGAGUCAGAAGAAUAAGAAAAUGGCUCUCAGGAGGAUUAACCGUUCAAGAACUUCAUCAUGGUUUUGGGAUUAAGAGAAAAAGAGAAUGACUGAGUUGAGGAGUAAUACUAGGAAAAUAAAGACUUGAAUAACUGAGAACUACCCUUUUUUAAAAAAAAAAAAAUUAAAUCAGACAUAACAUAUUGGUGUCCUUGGAUUUCACUGUACAGAAUUUACUAUAAAAGACAUCAUUCCUCCAACUCUUGUUCCUGUUCUCUACCCUUUUUUCUACAUUCUGACGCAAUUUCAUUUGACAAAUAGACUUUAUCAGGGUCUCAAGUCAAACAUUACCUAAAAUAAAUGUUAGGCAUCUUGCUGGUAUGGAGAACUUUCAGUCACACUUAGAGUUGAAUGGGAUUCAACCACUAUAAGCAACACCCACGAAGGACAUACUUGGCCUUACUAGUUUGGCUUUUUUAAACAAUGCUUACAUGAUAAAGAAAUCCUAUAAAAGAAGAGUCUAAGAGAAGUUUCUGAGAGAAUCCUACAAAUCCUGGCCCACUUACUUCCCUUCAAUUAGUUCUAGUCUCUUGUAGACCUACUGAAUCUGAGAUAAAACCUUUGAAAAGUAUUGGUAAUCCAUGUAUGCUGCUAAAAUGAAGUUAAAUUUUGAAAGAAGUGUUACCUCCAGACUGGGCUUAUAUUAAUGUGGGCUGUAAAUGAAGGUAACGUACUAAUGAUAGAAUUUCCUGCUUUUAACUGGGGAAACAGGGCUUUUAAAUUUUUGACCUCAACUAAAAAUGAUAUGCAAUAGUCUAUGUUUGUGUGUGUUUGAAAUACAUUCUGUUCUCAAAGGUUUCUAAAUCUCCAUGUUCUAAUGAUUUGGGGCAUGGGUUUACUCACAGAUACAGUUUGUUCCUACAUUAUUCUGACUCAUCCUGAAGGCCAAGUUCCUGCUAUCUUUACCAGGGACUGCUGAUUCCAGUUACCAAUGGGAUGGUAGACCAGGGCAGGGGAGGGGUUACAGUCUGUCUUUUAAAAGUCUGGAUCUAGGCAUUUGUCUGGAUCUAGGCAAUUGGAGCUUGAAGGGCUAUGAUUUCUGCAAUUAACUCAAAAUUUUGGAGUAAAAGAUUUUAUUUUUAAAUUUUAAAUUAUAAGCAAAAAGAAGAAGAAAAACUCGAAUCUGCUACUUAUGAUCUCCAAUUCCUAGUAAUGGAAUCUCUCUAGGAUUCAUAUUUGGGCUUUGUCUUGAUUUGCUUUUCUCAAUUGUGCUUUGAAGUGAAUAAGUUUUGUUAAAAACUGAAAUUUUUGUUGGUUUUAACAUUAUUGGAAAUGGAUUAUGUGUAGUUCAGUACUUUUGCAUUAAGAUUGGUAUGAAAUACUAAACACUGGAUUUUGUAGUCAGGUUAAAUGGUCAAGGAGUACCUACCAUAGUAAUAUGUAUUGAUCAUCUUACUUUUCUGUUUCCGUCUACAAAGCACUAACCUUAACCAGGUUCAGGUUUUAGAACAGCCAAGCUCACUGAUGUUAUUAAUUCUAAUUCCACACUGGGCCCCAUAUGUGAGACUUGUUUGAACAUUGGUAAAUUGGAGGAUGUUGGUUGUUGUUAUACUGAAGCAUUUUAGAUUAGUGAAGCUCUGUCAUAAAGGGGAAAUAAUACUAUAAUUUGAAAAGAAUUAAACAUGUGAGUCCAUUAAAUGGUGCUUUUUGUAACCUUUAGUGCUGAGGUGCAGAGCUGCCUUUCAGUAUUUCAUAGAGGAGUAGUACUACACAAGAAUGGGUUUGAAAACUUUUCUCCAAGUGGAUUUUGUCACUGGAUUCUGAUAUGUCUGAAAUUAUGAUGUAACAAUGCAGAAAUUGUUUUUCUCCAUAACACUGUUGAAUAAAAGUAUUAUGCAGCAA